Parnassius apollo (apollo) is the source of this 366-nucleotide messenger RNA. The record is from the annotation of a GenBank genome assembly. NCBI's taxonomy places the organism in Eukaryota, Metazoa, Arthropoda, Insecta, Lepidoptera, Papilionidae.
AUGACAACAACAGCAUGGGCACGAGUUACUCCAGGCACAAUAAAAAAAUGUUUUUUACAUACUGGGUUUGGUAAUUUUUCGAAUUUAAAUACAACUGAUGACGAUUCUGAUGAUGAAUUGGACAAUUUGCCAUUGGCGAGAUUAUCAUCAGCGGAAGCAACAGUUACGGAUUGGGAAACUUAUGUGAAUAUUGACGAUCAAGUUAUCACUACUGAUAACUUGACUGAUAAUGAAAUUAUUGAGUCUGUGCUUCAAACACAAGAAAAGGAGGAUGAAGAAGAAGAAGAAGAUUGCAGUCUAAAUGAGAUUCCAACAACUAGAGAUGCAUUAUGUGCUAUAACAACGCUCAAAAUGUUUAUUUGGUGA